This is a messenger RNA of Pyricularia pennisetigena, 801 nucleotides long. RefSeq lists its product as uncharacterized. The coding region runs from base 1 to 801 and encodes 266 amino acids. The record is from RefSeq and is a predicted model, not a curated record. NCBI's taxonomy places the organism in Eukaryota, Fungi, Ascomycota, Sordariomycetes, Magnaporthales, Pyriculariaceae. The transcript has a single exon.
AUGUCCACCGCCACAGAAGACCAGGUAAAGACAGAGGCCCAGGGAAAGAACGUGCCCGAGGAGGAAGUCAAGGAGGUCGUCGAGAUCGCCAAGAAGGCCCGUAUCGCCCAGCAGGCCGCCGACACGUUCAAGGACCUGGCCACAAAGGCGCUGGACCCGGCCGAGCGUGAAAAGUACCUGCGUGAGGCGCACGCCAAGGAGGUCGAGGCCCACGGCCACAGCAAAAAGGCGCGCUUCCUGGCCAGCGGCUGGGGCCAGGGAGCCAUGGCCGGUGGCGGCAUGGGCGCCGCCCUCGGCGGAGGUCUGGGCACCGUCGUCGGCACGCUCGUCGGCGGCAUCGUCUCCAUACCUACCAGCGCCCUCGGAGCCCUCGGCGGCACCGCGGCGGGGGCCAUCAAGGGCCCCUUUGUCAAGCUGCCUGGCAUGGGCGGCAGCGAUAAGGACAAGGGUGACGCACAAGGGGAGGAAAAGGAGAGCGAAGAAGGGUUUUCGGAGGAGGACGAAGCGGGUCAUCAGGCCGUCCUCAAGGCGGCUGAACAGGCCGAGGAGCUGGAGAAGUCAGAGGGAAAGAAAGAUAAAAGUACGGACUCAUCCAUCUCCCCAGCGAAAACCCAUGGUAUUACCUCUCAACCCACCACAUACCCCAAGUUGAAAGUCCAAAGCUCCGCCAUGGCAAGUGAGGUUCAGUCCCAACGCUCGGUGAAGUUCGGACUGGGCUUAUCCAUUCUGGGGGCUAUGGCCGUCUUUUACACCACACUGCUAGCGCUUCAGCAGUUCAAACAGAGUCGCGCCACAUCUUGA